Messenger RNA from Saccharomyces cerevisiae S288C, 2511 nucleotides. It is a transcript of the gene NOT3, whose product is annotated as CCR4-NOT core subunit NOT3. Gene Ontology annotation, biological process: regulation of DNA-templated transcription; nuclear-transcribed mRNA poly(A) tail shortening. Lineage: Eukaryota; Fungi; Ascomycota; Saccharomycetes; Saccharomycetales; Saccharomycetaceae. The coding region runs from base 1 to 2511 and encodes 836 amino acids. The record is from RefSeq and is marked reviewed. The transcript has a single exon. Gene Ontology annotation, cellular component: cytoplasm; CCR4-NOT core complex; nucleus.
AUGGCUCAUAGAAAAUUACAGCAGGAGGUCGAUAGGGUCUUUAAAAAAAUUAACGAAGGUUUAGAAAUCUUCAAUAGCUAUUACGAAAGACAUGAAUCAUGCACAAACAAUCCUUCCCAAAAGGACAAGCUAGAGUCGGAUUUAAAAAGAGAAGUCAAAAAGCUGCAAAGGCUAAGGGAACAGAUAAAAUCAUGGCAAAGCUCACCCGAUAUUAAAGAUAAAGAUUCUCUUCUAGAUUACAGAAGGUCUGUAGAAAUAGCGAUGGAAAAGUAUAAGGCUGUAGAGAAGGCGUCCAAAGAAAAAGCAUACUCUAAUAUUAGCCUGAAAAAAUCAGAGACUUUAGACCCGCAAGAAAGGGAAAGGAGAGAUAUAUCUGAGUACCUUUCCCAAAUGAUCGAUGAGCUGGAAAGGCAAUACGAUUCCCUACAAGUGGAAAUUGACAAGCUUUUACUUCUUAAUAAAAAGAAGAAAACGUCAUCUACGACAAAUGAUGAAAAAAAGGAACAAUAUAAGCGUUUUCAAGCGAGGUAUAGGUGGCAUCAACAGCAGAUGGAGUUAGCCUUGAGAUUGUUAGCCAAUGAGGAAUUGGACCCCCAAGAUGUUAAAAACGUGCAGGACGAUAUAAAUUACUUCGUGGAGUCAAAUCAGGAUCCAGAUUUCGUAGAGGAUGAAACUAUUUAUGACGGUUUGAAUUUACAGAGUAACGAAGCCAUUGCUCAUGAGGUGGCCCAGUAUUUUGCUUCACAAAAUGCUGAAGAUAACAAUACAUCGGAUGCUAAUGAAUCUCUGCAGGACAUAUCAAAACUUUCUAAAAAGGAGCAAAGAAAAUUGGAAAGAGAAGCCAAAAAGGCUGCUAAACUUGCGGCAAAAAAUGCAACAGGUGCAGCUAUACCCGUUGCUGGUCCCUCUUCUACGCCGUCACCUGUCAUUCCCGUUGCUGAUGCUUCAAAAGAAACGGAAAGAAGUCCUUCAUCUUCCCCUAUCCAUAAUGCAACAAAGCCUGAAGAGGCUGUUAAAACUUCUAUAAAGAGUCCCAGGAGCAGUGCUGAUAAUUUGCUUCCGUCAUUGCAAAAAUCACCAAGUUCAGCUACACCAGAAACUCCAACAAAUGUACAUACACAUAUUCAUCAAACUCCAAACGGUAUUACUGGUGCCACUACAUUGAAACCUGCUACUCUUCCAGCAAAACCUGCUGGUGAAUUAAAAUGGGCCGUUGCUGCAUCACAAGCGGUAGAAAAGGAUAGAAAAGUCACUUCUGCAUCGUCCACCAUAUCCAAUACCUCAACAAAGACUCCAACAACUGCUGCUGCUACUACAACAUCAUCCAACGCUAACAGCAGGAUUGGUAGUGCGUUGAAUACACCUAAGUUAUCUACUUCAUCUUUGUCUUUACAACCUGACAAUACCGGCGCAUCAUCUUCAGCAGCAACGGCCGCUGCUGUUUUGGCUGCUGGGGCGGCUGCUGUGCAUCAAAACAAUCAGGCCUUCUAUAGAAAUAUGAGCUCCUCACAUCAUCCUUUAGUUUCCUUGGCGACAAAUCCAAAGUCUGAACAUGAAGUUGCAACUACGGUAAACCAAAAUGGGCCUGAGAACACAACUAAGAAGGUUAUGGAGCAGAAGGAGGAAGAGUCACCAGAAGAAAGAAAUAAAUUGCAAGUGCCAACUUUUGGAGUAUUCGAUGACGAUUUUGAAUCGGAUAGGGAUUCAGAGACGGAGCCAGAGGAAGAAGAACAACCAAGCACACCGAAAUAUUUAAGCUUGGAACAAAGAGAAGCUAAGACAAAUGAAAUCAAAAAAGAAUUUGUAAGUGAUUUUGAAACUUUACUUCUACCAAGUGGUGUGCAAGAAUUCAUAAUGAGUUCUGAACUCUAUAAUAGUCAAAUUGAAUCGAAAAUAACGUACAAAAGGUCUCGUGAUAUGUGUGAAAUUUCCAGGCUGGUCGAAGUACCGCAAGGAGUUAAUCCACCAUCUCCCUUGGAUGCAUUCAGAUCUACUCAACAGUGGGACGUUAUGCGUUGUUCGUUGCGUGAUAUUAUUAUAGGCUCCGAAAGGCUGAAAGAAGAUUCAUCGUCAAUUUAUGCCAAAAUUCUAGAAAAUUUCAGAACUUUAGAAAUGUUUUCGUUAUUUUAUAACUAUUAUUUUGCUAUUACUCCUUUAGAAAGGGAGAUUGCAUACAAGAUUCUAAAUGAGAGGGAUUGGAAAGUUUCAAAGGAUGGUACAAUGUGGUUUUUAAGACAAGGUGAGGUCAAGUUUUUUAAUGAAAUUUGCGAAGUUGGUGAUUACAAAAUUUUUAAACUGGACGAUUGGACAGUAAUUGAUAAAAUUAACUUCAGACUGGAUUAUUCAUUUUUGCAGCCACCGGUAGAUACAGCGUCUGAGGUCCGUGAUGUGAGUGUUGACAAUAACAAUGUUAAUGAUCAGAGUAAUGUAACUUUAGAACAACAAAAACAAGAAAUUUCUCACGGCAAGCAGCUCUUGAAACAAUUGAAACAGGGAAAAAUUAGUGUAUGA